UGUAAAAACAGGUGACUUAACCUGCCGGGGAACUGCCUCUGCAGCUACUGAUUGGCUAAAUAUUGGCCCAGCAUUGUAUAAAUACAUCUCAAGUGCCAGCAAGUUUUAAGCAGCUUUCAACCUUAAAAGAAGCAUCCUUGAAAAGAAACUGAUACUCCUUAGACUGCAAAGAUGCCAGCUGGUGAAAUAUACCCAGUUACAUCUAUUCGGGAGACCUCCAAGAGUGAACUGCCCAGUGUUCAUGGCAAGCAGAAAGAAUACAAGCUGAUCCAGGUGAAGAACACUUGGUGUCGGGUGGAGAGUGGGCAUGAAAUUCCAUGUACUUGGGAAGAAGACCAGAUUAUGGUUUCUCAAGCCAAAAUUGGGGAAAAUAUCUCCAAUUCUGGAAUAUCCUGGACGGUACAGGCUCCCAUUGUUUUCCGCUACAAAGUGGUAGAAAGCCAAGACCUCCUAGACCCAUGCAAUCCUACGCUUCUCUAUGGCCAUGUGUCUAGUCCUCAAGAGCUGGAGAUCUACCAGAAGAAGCCACAAAGGCGUUUAAUAGUAAUAGACACAACUGUCGAUAAAUUUUACGGCUACAAAGUCCGAAAGUACUUUGAGGCCAACAAUGUUAAUUAUAAAAUUCUCCCUUUCGUAACCACUGAAGAAACCAAAUCCAUGGAUCUGGUGAUGAGUAUAGUAGAGGAAGUUCACAAAUUUUCUCUCGAUAGGCGUACUGAGCCGAUCAUUGCAAUUGGAGGAGGCGUGUGUUUGGAUAUUGUAGGUCUAGCUGCUUCCCUUUACAGGCGACGCACACCUUAUAUUCGAGUCCCCACCACCCUCCUCUCCUACGUUGAUGCAAGUGUUGGGGCCAAGAAUGGGGUCAAUUUCUGCAACUGCAAAAAUAAGCUGGGAAGCUACACUCCUCCUGCCGCCACUUUCCUGGACAGGUCCUUCAUCAAAACGAUUCCACGCCGACAGAUCUCCAAUGGCCUCGGUGAAAUUCUAAAGAUGGCGUUAAUGAAACAUAAGGGUUUGUUUGAACUCCUGGAGCUGCAUGGGAAACACCUUUUAGAUACAAAAUUUCAAACGAGGAGUGGUGUUACAAACCAUGGGGACCCCGCCCUAAAGACCACGAGACUUGCCAUUGAAACAAUGUUGCAGGAGCUGGCCCCAAAUCUCUGGGAGGAUGAUCUAGACCGCUUGGUUGACUAUGGACAUGUCAUCAGCCCAGAGCUUGAGAUGAAAGUCUUACCUGCCCUGAUGCACGGAGAAGCAGUGAACAUAGAUAUGGCAUUCAUGACACACGUAUCGUAUGUGCGAGGACUGAUUACACUGGAGGAGAAGGAACGUACCAUUCAGUGUAUGAGAGGUCUGGAGCUUCCAGUUUGGCAUACAGACUGUACAAUGCCGCUUAUUAAGAAAGCCCUAGCUGAACGAUUCAAGCACAGUGGCGGAAAGAUGCGACUCCCUCUACCAACAGGACUGGGAACUGCAGAAAUCUUCAACGAUGUGAGUGACAAUACUAUAGAAGCAGCCUAUAAAACUUGGGAAGAGGACUGCAGAGACAAUAUUCCAUGAGCAUUAGCUGGACAGAAGACAUCUGAGACCUCUACAUGGAGUUAUUGGCAUUCUAAGCCCAAUGGGUUUCUGUGAUUUAUUCCACAAGUUACUUUGCCUAAACCUGAGGAUGUUCCUACACUUCAAACCAGCAACAUUCACAAUGAAGACCGCUGGGAAACCAUGUCUCAUUAAGCACUUUAGUUCAAGAAACCAUUAUUGGGACAUUUCAGAACUCAACAGUGUGGGACAAAUUAGACUGUAGGUUUUGAGAAACAAUGGAAGUAGGUUUGAGCUUUCUCUUAAAUUCAUUGUAGGAAAAUACCAGGAGUGAGAUAUAUAUAUAUAUAUAUGUAUAUAAUUUGUGAAAUGUCUGUAAAACAAAUGAUUGUGGUUACAACUGUAUUUUUAUAAUUGUACUAUGCACAAUAAUAUUGUAUGUUUAAGACUGGGUAGCAAUCUAGUGGAACACCAUAGCCUGCUGUAUGUGAUAGGAUAGAUAUUGUGAGCCUUGAUCUUGCCUAGAGCUACUAACAGUGAUAUGUACAACAGGCAAUGAAGGCUUGAAACAGAAAAUAUGUAUCCUCUUACCUGGACAGCUUUACUCCCUUUGUUUUAGUUUGAAUAGAGAAUAGAAUGUGUUAUGUUUACUGAAUAUUCCUUCCUUAUGUGUUUGAACUUGCAAAUAAAUGAAAGCUGCCAUACUGGUUUCUUUG
Messenger RNA from Xenopus laevis (African clawed frog), 2255 nucleotides. RefSeq names its product 2-epi-5-epi-valiolone synthase. The record is from RefSeq and is a predicted model, not a curated record. Bases 172 to 1560 code for a protein of 462 amino acids. Lineage: Eukaryota; Metazoa; Chordata; Amphibia; Anura; Pipidae. The transcript is spliced from 5 exons.